Messenger RNA from Chionomys nivalis (European snow vole), 1249 nucleotides. RefSeq names its product TATA-box binding protein associated factor 9 (gene Taf9). NCBI's taxonomy places the organism in Eukaryota, Metazoa, Chordata, Mammalia, Rodentia, Cricetidae. The record is from RefSeq and is a predicted model, not a curated record. Gene Ontology annotation, molecular function: transcription coactivator activity; RNA polymerase II general transcription initiation factor activity; protein heterodimerization activity. Gene Ontology annotation, cellular component: transcription factor TFIID complex; SAGA complex; transcription factor TFTC complex. Gene Ontology annotation, biological process: RNA polymerase II preinitiation complex assembly; DNA-templated transcription initiation. The coding region runs from base 159 to 950 and encodes 263 amino acids. The transcript is spliced from 3 exons.
GCGGCCUGGGAAGGAGGACUAUGAAGCUUCCGAACAUCCUGCUCACCGGUACACCCGGGGUUGGAAAAACCACACUAGGCAAAGAACUUGCGUCAAGAUCAGGACUGAAGUACGUUAAUGUGGGUGAUUUAGCUCAAGAAGUCUGAUCACCGGAUAUCAUGGAGUCUGGCAAGAUGGCGUCUCCCAAGAGCAUGCCGAAAGAUGCACAGAUGAUGGCCCAAAUCCUGAAGGAUAUGGGGAUUACAGAAUAUGAGCCGAGAGUUAUAAAUCAGAUGUUGGAGUUUGCCUUCCGAUAUGUGACCACAAUUCUAGAUGAUGCUAAAAUUUAUUCCAGCCAUGCUAAGAAAGCUACUGUUGAUGCAGACGAUGUGCGAUUGGCAAUCCAGUGCCGGGCCGACCAGUCUUUCACUUCUCCUCCCCCGAGGGAUUUUUUAUUAGAUAUUGCAAGACAGAGAAAUCAAACCCCUUUGCCGUUGAUCAAGCCGUACUCAGGUCCUAGAUUGCCACCUGAUAGGUAUUGUUUAACUGCUCCAAACUAUAGGCUUAAGUCUUUGCAAAAAAAGGCACCUACUCCUGCAGGAAGAAUCACAGUUCCGCGAUUAAGUGUUGGCUCAGUUUCUAGCAGACCCAGUACUCCCACACUAGGCACACCAACUCCACAAACCAUGUCUGUCUCAACUAAAGUGGGCACCCCAAUGUCCCUCACAGGACAAAGGUUCACAGUGCAGAUGCCUGCUUCCCAGUCCCCUGCUGUGAAAGCUUCAAUUCCCGCAACAUCAACAGUUCAGAAUGUUCUGAUUAAUCCGUCGCUAAUUGGGUCCAAAAACAUUCUGAUUACCACUAAUAUGGUAUCGCAAAAUACAGCCAAUGAGUCAGCAAAUGCACUGAAAAGAAAACGGGAUGAUGAUGAUGACGAUGACGAUGAUGACGAUGACUAUGAUAAUUUGUAAGCUAGUCUUGAUGCAUGUAACAUGUAUACUUGGUCUUGAAUCCAUUGUACUGAAAUUAAGCAAGCAUGUUAGAUGUUCUAAAGCUGUAUUUUAGAAAGUGGUAUUUAAUAAGUAUGCUUUCCAUGCUUUUCAAUUGAAAUGUUGAGUUUUAAUAGAGCUAGUAAUGGUUUUUCAUCAACCUUUAUGCAUAAAAAAUAAAAUUGUCAUUUCUUGGUAUUUUGGCAAUUAUGUUUUCAAUUUUCCCCUCAUCUUGAAGUUGUUACUGUUAUUAUUUAUAAACAUGUGGUGGGGGACUGGUC